Messenger RNA from Physcomitrium patens, 1599 nucleotides. RefSeq lists its product as uncharacterized. Gene Ontology annotation, molecular function: translation initiation factor activity. Lineage: Eukaryota; Viridiplantae; Streptophyta; Bryopsida; Funariales; Funariaceae. The record is from RefSeq and is a predicted model, not a curated record. Gene Ontology annotation, cellular component: eukaryotic translation initiation factor 3 complex; cytoplasm. Gene Ontology annotation, biological process: cytoplasmic translational initiation.
UCUCAUUACUCGCUUUCUUUUGCAGGACUAGGGUUUCGCUUCACUCUGUUGUCGCCGACCCCGCGCGCUUGCUUGCUCGCUUGCUCUGCAACGAACACUUAAUGUUCGUUUUAUUCGCAAAGGCUGUAGAGCAGAGCAAGCCAGUGCUGCAAUGACGACCUUACUUGAGACAUCCGAGGAGGAGCCGACGAUGGCCGUGGCCCGCACUAUAGCGGAGCUUGCAUGGUCUCAAGGCGGGCCUGAUAUUGCGGGACCAGCAGUUGCGCAAUUCUGUAAUGAAGCUCAAUCAUAUUUGAUGGAUAAAUGGUAUCCAGAUCUUGUCAAUUUGUUGCUCACAUCUGCAGACCUCGUGCUUGCGAAUGCCUCCGAGAAAGAUAUGGAAUGCAUUUUUACUGUCAUCUCCAAUUUGGUAUCGAAAGCACAAAGCCCAGAUGACGCACUUGCCAUGGCGGACCAAAUUGCGAACAAGCUCACUGUUCAGCCCAUUGACAAGCCAGUCAGUCGACUUAAAAUCUUAUUUCACUUGUAUAAUGUGCUAGAGAACCCUUACGGUCGGUUUUUGAUCUUUAAGAGAGUGCUCAAGCUUGCCGUAGCUGGAAAAGUCACGGAACUGAUUGUGCCUAUUUUCAAGCGCAUGGAUGCAUUCUUACACGAGUGGAAUAUUAGUGAGAGUGAUAAGCGUGAUAUAUUCCUUUCUGCAACAAACAUUUUGAAGGACCAAAAAGGGUACACGAAGGACUCAUACGCAUUUCUGUUCAAGUACCUGCAAACCUUUAUUGGAGAGGAUGCGAGUACAUUGAACGAAGCUAAAGAGGAAGCUGUCAGAGCUGUCAUAGAAUUUGUCAAGUCUCCGGACAUGUUUCAGAAACAUCGUUGGGGUGAUCAGAGCGUUUUCCUUUGUGACCUAUUGGAUAUGCCAGCCGUAAAACAACUCGAAAGGGACCCCAAGUAUGAGCCUGUAUAUCGUUUGCUCGAGAUAUUUUUGACUGGCCGUCUUGCGGAUUACCUCGAGUUUCAAGCUGCAGAUGCUGCUACUUUGGAGAAUUAUGGACUUGUACAUGAGGAUUGUGUUACUAAAAUGCGGCUGAUGUCGCUAGUGGGGCUUGCUACUGCGGCUUCCGGAGAGGUUUCUUAUGCUGUCAUCCGUGAUACUCUGAAGGUUGCUGAUGACGAGGUCGAGCACUGGGUUGUGAGAGCUAUUGGAGCAAAGCUACUUGAGGCUAAGAUGGAUCAGCAUAGACAAACAGUGAUUAUUGGACGCUGCACUGGGAGGGUUUUCGGACCUGCACAAUGGCAAGAGUUGCGCACAGGACUCGCUGGUUGGAAGGAGAACAUCAACAACGUAGGAAGGAUCAUAGCUCAUGCAAAGUUAUCACAAGGCGGCAUCCCGCAAGCUCUUCAAGUUUAAUCAAAUAAACUAGCAUAUUUUCUUUGAGAUUUAAGUAUGGGAUUGAUUUGUAAUAGGCUAGCAGUGACCUGGAUUGGUCAAGACACUUACGGUUAAGUUGUGAGGCUCGCGUAGGGCAAUUUUCUCGGGAACGUUUUUGGAAAUGAACGCUGAUUUCGAAUAUUAUUAUUCUCUUGUCUAUUUCUGUGUUA